GUGUACAAGGUGCUCAAGCAGGUGCACCCCGACACCGGCAUCUCGUCCAAGGCCAUGGGCAUCAUGAACUCGUUCGUGAACGACAUCUUCGAGCGCAUCGCGGGGGAGGCCUCGCGCCUGGCGCACUACAACAAGCGCUCCACCAUCACGUCCCGGGAGAUCCAGACGGCUGUGCGCCUGCUGCUGCCCGGGGAGCUGGCCAAGCACGCCGUGUCCGAGGGCACCAAGGCCGUCACCAAGUACACCAGCUCCAAGUGAAUUUGUCUGACUGCCCACAUCUCAAAGGCUCUUUUCAGAGCCAACCACGGUUUCCAAAAAGACUGCACUUUGAUACUUCUGGAGUAGCAGGCCAGAGGUGCUUUUCAUCCGAAGCAUUUAAUUGAAAAGGCACAUCAAGUGUGAUUUUUCUGCUUUUCGAACUCUUACGUUGAUAUUCAAAGUGUUCAUUUCGCUUAACAUCA
Messenger RNA from Marmota flaviventris (yellow-bellied marmot), 461 nucleotides. RefSeq names its product histone H2B type 1-C/E/F/G/I. Gene Ontology annotation, cellular component: nucleosome. Gene Ontology annotation, molecular function: protein heterodimerization activity; structural constituent of chromatin; DNA binding. NCBI's taxonomy places the organism in Eukaryota, Metazoa, Chordata, Mammalia, Rodentia, Sciuridae. The record is from RefSeq and is a predicted model, not a curated record.